Parascedosporium putredinis is the source of this 744-nucleotide messenger RNA. The record is from the annotation of a GenBank genome assembly. NCBI's taxonomy places the organism in Eukaryota, Fungi, Ascomycota, Sordariomycetes, Microascales, Microascaceae.
AUGACCCCUCCACGCCAGAAGCAGAUCCCCAUUCUCCUCCAGCUGCUCGGGUUCUUCUGUCCCUGCCCGCCCUUCCCCCAUGCCACCGCCAAGCCCGAGAAGCUUAAAGUCUUGGCCCAAGCGGGUCUCGCGGAUGGACCUGGGUUCCGCACGGACUUUCCGCUGUACCCCGCCACAAACGACGACUUCACCACUCUCCUCGCCCCCUCACGCAUCCCAUCCCUCGACAUGAGCCACGCCUGCUUCAACAUGCCCACCUUCCCCUCCGACGCCAGCAGCGGACGCAACGCCACCCUUCAACUCCGGUACACGGCCGAGUACAUCGACCCCAACCACUCCCACAGACUCAGGCGCCACACGGCGGAGAACCAGACCUUUUACGCCUGCGCCGACGUCACGCUGGUCGACCCCGCCGUCUUCACGUUCGAGAUCCCUUGCUUCAACGUCACGGCCGAUGCGCACGGCGGGAGCUCGACCGAGGGUGACGAUGGCCACUCUCACUCCCACGACGAGGCGGAUGAUGCCGGGACGGCGGCGGGCGAAUCGUCCGAGGACGGCACCCAGGCUCAGGGUUCUUCCAAAUCUUCUUCUUCUUCGGGAUUGUCCAAGGAGGCCAUCGCGGGCGUCGUCAUCGGGUGCGUCGUUGGGGUGGGCAUGCUCGUCAGUCUCGGCUUUUAUCUGUAUCGGAGGGAUCGAAGGGAGAAGCAGAUCGCCCAGGACAUCGCAACGGCUGUUGAGAAGUAA